UUUCCAAUAUUCCCCCUAAAGUGUGGGUGCAGGAAAACGUUUUCUCUAACUGUCCAGACAACUUGGACAGGACUUAGACACACAGAAGAAAAGAAGACUACGAAAAGGCAACCAUGGGGAAGAAGGUGGCCAUCAUUGGCGCUGGUGUCAGUGGUUUGGCUGCCCUCAGGAGCUGUCUGGAAGAAGGGCUGGAGCCCACCUGCUUUGAGAGGAGCAAUUACAUCGGGGGCCUGUGGAAAUUCUCGGACCAUGCAGAGGAGGGCAGGGCUAGCAUUUACCGAUCUGUGUUUACCAACUCUUCCAAAGAGAUGAUGUGUUUCCCAGAUUUCCCAUAUCCUGAUGACUUUCCCAACUUUAUGCACAACAGCAAGCUCCAGGAAUAUAUCACUGCAUUUGCCAAAGAAAAGAACCUCCUGAAAUACAUACAAUUUAAGACAUUUGUAUCCAGUGUAAAUAAAUGUCUUGAUUUCUCAAUCACUGGUCAGUGGGAAGUUACCACUGAAAAGGAUGGCAAAAGAGAAUCAGCUGUCUUUGAUGCUGUGAUGAUUUGUUCAGGACAUCAUGUGUACCCCAAAUUACCAAAAGAGUCCUUUCCAGGAUUAAAACAUUUUAAAGGCAAAUGCUUCCACAGCAGGGACUAUAAGGAACCUGGCAUAUUCCAGGGAAAGCGGGUCCUGGUGAUCGGCCUGGGGAAUUCGGGCUGUGACAUUGCUACGGAACUCAGUCACACAGCCAAGCAGGUCAUCAUCAGCUCCAGAAGUGGUUCUUGGGUGAUGAGCCGGGUCUGGGACGAUGGCUAUCCUUGGGACAUGGUGUUUAUUACUCGAUUUGAAACCUUCCUCAAGAACAAGUUACCGACAGCCAUCUCUGACUGGUGGUACAUGAAGCAGAUGAAUGCCAGAUUCAAGCACGAAAACUAUGGCUUAAUGCCUUUAAAUGGAACCGUGAGGAAAGAGCCUGUGUUCAAUGAUCUGCUCCCAGCUUGUAUUCUGUGUGGCACCGUAUCCAUUAAGCCUAAUGUGAAGGAGUUCACAGAGACCUCAGCCAUUUUUGAGGAUGGAACCGUGCUUGAGGCCAUUGACUGUGUCAUUUUUGCAACAGGCUAUGAUUAUGCCUACCCCUUCCUUGAUGACUCUAUCAUCAAAAGCAGAGACAAUGAGGUCACCUUGUUUAAAGGCAUCUUUCCUCCUUUCCUGGAGAAGUCAACCUUGGCAGUGAUUGGCCUUGUUCAGUCCCUUGGGGCUGCCAUUCCUACUGUUGACCUCCAGGCCCGCUGGGCAGCACAAGUAAUAAAGGGAACUUGUACUUUGCCUUCUGUGAAAGACAUGAUGAAUGAUAUUGAUGAGAAAAUGGGGGAAAAGUUUAAAUGGUUUGGCAAAAGUGAAACCAUACAGACGGAUUACAUUGUUUAUAUGGAUGAAAUCGCCUCCUUCAUUGGGGCAAAGCCCAACAUCCCAUGGCUGUUUCUCACAGAUCCCAAAUUGGCUGUGGAAGUGUUCUUUGGCCCUUGCAGCCCCUAUCAGUUUAGGCUGGUGGGCCCAGGGAAAUGGCCAGGAGCCAGAAAUGCCAUCCUGACCCAGUGGGACCGGUCACUGAAACCCAUGAAGACACGAGCUGCUGGGAGUCUUCAGAAGCCUUACUUAUUUCUCCGCUGGCUCAAGCUUCUUGCUGUUCCUAUUCUGAUAACUGCUGUUUUCCUUGUAUUGAUCUAAUCAUUAUUUCCUCUAGGAUUUCUAAAAGUUACUGACAAUACCCAGGCAGAAACUUUGCUAUUUAAAAAUUAAGAUUUUUCACACCUCCUACUUUCCUAUUCAGAAUCCUUUGCUACUACUGUGUAGACAUUAGUCAGUAAAACAGUGUUAUUUUUAGACUUUUAAUAAGCCCCUUUAAGAAUCAUGUUGUGAUCAAAAGAGAGUAUUAACCUUCUUUCCCUAGGUUCCGCUAACACUUUAUAAUCAGAACUAUGUUCUUUAAAUCUAACUUAAGUCACCUUCUGAGACAUUUUUAUGUGAUUCCUUUUCUUUCUUAAACUAUGUUUGAAAUAUGUACUUCAAAUCUAAACAACAAACAAAUUAAGCAGAAUAAUU
Carlito syrichta (Philippine tarsier) is the source of this 2087-nucleotide messenger RNA. Its product is annotated as dimethylaniline monooxygenase [N-oxide-forming] 3. NCBI's taxonomy places the organism in Eukaryota, Metazoa, Chordata, Mammalia, Primates, Tarsiidae. Gene Ontology annotation, molecular function: NADP binding; N,N-dimethylaniline monooxygenase activity; flavin adenine dinucleotide binding. The record is from RefSeq and is a predicted model, not a curated record. The transcript is spliced from 9 exons. The coding region runs from base 114 to 1712 and encodes 532 amino acids.